Messenger RNA from Mizuhopecten yessoensis (Yesso scallop), 1290 nucleotides. RefSeq names its product otolin-1-like. The record is from RefSeq and is a predicted model, not a curated record. The transcript has 7 exons. Gene Ontology annotation, molecular function: protein binding. Bases 63 to 1241 code for a protein of 392 amino acids. Lineage: Eukaryota; Metazoa; Mollusca; Bivalvia; Pectinida; Pectinidae.
UCUUGGUAGAGUUGAGGUCUUGUCACCUUUUUAUUGCAUCUCUUAAUUUUUAAAUAUUUAAAAUGUAUGUGAUAUUGAUAUUUGUUUUAUUUAUCACGGCAAUGAAAGGCGAGGCGGUAACUGAAAAAGAUUUUCAGGAUCUUCAAAAUCAGAUGAUGACUCUGAAAAACAUUUUCCAGCAUAUGGUAAGCGAGUUCGGAGGUCUUCGCCAGCAACACUCGCGGUUGGAAUAUCGAUACCAAACUCUUUCGGAGGAAAUAAGAAACAUCAGACGGAUUCCAGGUGAUUUAAGCCAACCCGACGAAUUAAGGGAUUGUCAGACCCCCAAAAGUUUGACAGAAACGGAAAGAAGCACGUCCAGAAACACACUUACUCAGGGUCACAAAGGAGAGAAAGGUGACACUGGUCUAAGGGGACCAAAGGGAGACAACGGAAUCUCAGGAUUUAAUGGAGACGACGGGACUGACGGUCCUCCAGGCCAGAAAGGAGAGAAAGGUGUCAUUGGUCUAAGGGGACCAAAGGGAGACAACGGUAUCCCGGGAUUUAAUGGAGACGAUGGAAUUGACGGUACUCCAGGACAGAAAGGAGAGAGAGGUGACGUUGGUCUGAGUGGACCAAAGGGAGACAACGGUAUCCCGGGAUUAAACGGACAGAAAGGGGAGCCAGGAAAAUCAUGUGACGCAGGUCCUCCUGGCCACCAUGGUUCUCAGGGCGUCGAUGGUCCUUCUGGUCCACGUGGUCCUCAUGACCCGCUUGGUUCUCAUGGCGACGCUGGUCCCCCCGGCCCACGUGGUUUUGAAGGUGACAGUGGUUCACAUGGUCCUGUUGGGAUGCAAGGUACGAAUGUAGGGUUUUCGGCCCGAAUGUCUCACCAGAAUCAACUUACAAAAGGAAGGGCACACGUAUUGACGUUUCAACAUGUUCAAGUCCGUCUUGGAAGUGACUACAACCCAGCGUCUGGUGUGUUUACUUGUGGUGUUCCCGGAACCUAUGUCGUCACGUGGGCUUUGGAGGCUGGAUCAACAACAUAUAUACAGUCUAGCUUGAUGAAAAAUGGAUCUGAAAUAGGACAAUUAACCGUAACAGGGGCAAUAGGUGCUCCGAACACAGGUUCUCAAAUGGUCCUGGUCAACCUGGGCAUGGGUGACGACUUGUAUAUCAGCGCUACUCCAGUUAAUCUAUACAAUAGUGCUAUUAUAAAGGAUGGCUCCACAUUUACAGCUUUUCUGCUUCACAGAUGAUACCUGGAUAUUAGUUUUUUACUUUAUAUUUCGUCUAAUAAAACGAGAU